GGUAUGACGUCAUCGAGCCGGGCAGGAGUCGGGGUUCGAAAACAAAACGUGCGAAGUGCGAAGUCCUCCGUGGUGGACGUCACCUUCCCUCCUGCGCCAACCGCAGGCUUCUGUGAAGCUGCUGUUCACACUGCACGGUUUUUCUCUCGGGUGGUUGCCUUGGUUACCAUGGGGAGAAGAUAAGUAAACAGGAGCAGUGAUAUUUGGGAUGGAGAACUGGUGUGUGGUGGUCCAUGGCUGGUGACCGAUGAUGAUGGCAUCCGCUGGCCCCCCAGGGCUGAGGUGCCCUUCUGCCAGACAUGUGGUGGAGGAGCGCCGGCUGAGGGAUCUGCUCAGUGAUCGGCUCAGUAGAGAUCUGCUCAGGCUUUUAAAUGAAGAAAUCCAUACAGAUGCCGUUCUUCAUGUCGGACAAACAAGAUUUAAAGUACACAAGGCAGUGCUUUGGGCAAGAGCCCCAAAAUUCUAUAUGAGUAUAAUGAGAUGGGACACAGGAGACGCCUUCACUGUGGAGAACGUGGAGCCGUCUGAGAUGCAAGCUUUUCUCAAGGUGGUAUACUCGUCUCCCUGGAGUGUUAAAAAGAGAGAAGAUCACAUUCUUCAGAUGGUACAAGUUCAGCCAAAGUCAAAUGCGGAACACAACCAUGAUGUAUGCAGCAAUGUGGAGAGUCUGACACCUUCAUCUGUAGAUAAUGACAACGUGAGUGAGGAAUUUGCUGCUCAGAGAAUAGAGACAGAGGAAAACCACAACCAUGAUGACUUUUCUGGAUCGGAGACCCCUUCUUACCUUGGCAAAGAUUUGCUGUCUCUUUUCAAACAGUCCUUUGCUAGUGAUGUUACUAUCCAGGUGGAAGAAACUCACUUUGAUGUGCACAGGGCUAUCCUGUGCGCCAGGUCUAGUUACUUUGCUGCCAUGUUGAGUGGAUGUUGGGCAGAGACCUCGCAAGACCUAAUCAAGAUUGAAGGCGUUAAACCAGCAGAAAUGAUGGUCAUCUUGUAUUCCAUAUAUGGAGGAAUAAUGGAACUUCCCAAAAACAUUAAUGUCGGUCAGAUUCUCUCUGUUGCUGACAUGUAUGGAUUAGAAGGGCUUCGAGAAGUCGCUAUUUACACUCUGAAAAGGGAUUACUGUAACUUUUUCCUUAAGCCUGUGGCCGGGAUGCAGCAGUCUGUGUUGGAAUGCCUGCAUAUUGCUCAUUUGGUGGGAGAGGAGCCAUUGUACACGUCAUGUAUGGAGUGGGUUGAGAAGUAUUUUGUGAAAUGUUGGUCUGAGCGAAACUUUGCUAAUUUGCCGGUGGACUUGCAGAAAAGCUGCCUUAAUGUGUUGGUGCAGUCACUCUCUUACAGGAAUGCAGCGUUUCUGUUGAUGGAAAGUGACAGGCUAAUCAACAGUCUUCCAGGGGUGAAGUGGGCAGAAAGGGCACGAAAUUUGGCAUCAGAAUUACAGGAAGAAUGUGUGAAAUUUAUUGUGGCAAACUUCUCCCAAAUAAUAAAAAGUGAAAGUUUUGCUAAUUUAUUACAGGACCAGGGGAUGAGCAGCCAACCAUAUCUUUUAGAACAUGUUUUUAAUGAAAUUGAGAAAAACCUUUCAUUCCAGAACUGCUCUUCUCUAUUUCUGGCUGUGGAUGACUUAUUACUUUGGGCAUCUAAAAAUGAAAUGGUUUUUACGUGCAAGAUCCAGGCUGUGCGUGAUAAGCUGUGGAGCUUCCUGGUCCAGUCUUUUUAUGCGGUACGGCACACCGAAGGCUGGAAAUUCAUGCGACCAAGCGAUCAGGACAAAAUCCAAGCAGUUGCCUUAGACAAAGGGGAUGAUAGAAGACUUGCAAAGAAGCCCACGUUCUCGAGUUCUCAGCAAAACCUAUCCAAAAGUCUGAAGUUGGGAGUAUCUCAGACGACAGAUUAUAAGAGACUGUCAGACAGUGUUUUGUCCAAUCGCAGAAAGAUGAAAUCGGAUUCCUUAGGCGCCCCUGGGCAUACAACCCACAUAGCUAGGAAUUCUUCUGGAAAAGGAAAAGAGGAUGAUGCAAAAGGAAAGGAUGUAAAGAAAGUUGUGUCAAAAGGAGCUAAAGAGGCAAAACCAACCGAAAAAACAGCCAUAGCCAGACCAAAAACCAGUUUAAAAUCCAAACCGGAAAAUAACGACCAAUCAAAGACUGAAACCUGUGCUUCCAAGGGUGACCUUGCCAGCACAUCAAAACCAUCUGCUUCUGUAAGGACGGGAACUAGACCCAAAGUGACAAAUGGAAGUUCCAACCCACCCGCUAAAGCUAAGGCACUGAAGAAGACUGACAAAGAUUCUCCAGUAAAAGGUUCUUUGCCAGGUCUUAAGUCUACACACUGCAAUGGAGAGCUUCCCAACUCCAGCUCAUCUUCAGGAGAGCAUGGAGCUGAGGAGCAUCCAGGUUCUACCACAAGUUCUUCAUCAGUCAAUAAAACCGUGAAAAGCGGCCUAGAUUGUUUAAAAGAUCAAGGACUAGGUACAAAAUCAAAGUCUGCUGUAAAGAUUUCCAACGGGACGACAGCCAAAUGCAAGAUCAUCGAAGGAGGGAGUCGAGAAUCAAGCAGCUCUUCAACAAAAAACUCUGCUGAUGGGGGCAACGAUUCAGGACUUCUGAAAAAGAAGGGAAUCAAACUGAGCAGUUGUACUUCUCAACGACCAAAAAGUGCCCCGGCUGCUCUGUCAAAAAAGCAAGGAGAUGGCUCUAAUAUGCCUAAAUCUGUUUCUUCCAAGCAACCUGAAGCAAAGCAAGACACAAAGUUGGUUACUCAGUCUCCCUCUGGAGACAAGCAUGCACCCUUGACUAAAAAGACUACAAAACCCACUGCUGCGUCUGCAAGCAAAACCCAACCAAAUGUGUCAAGUAACAGACAGGGAGGCACUAAAACCUCAGUCCAAAAUCACAAAGAGCCCAAAGCAAAAGUGCAGACUACUUCUAAAACGUCCAUGCUAAACCAUAAGCUGAGUCAAAAGAGCACUCCUGCUGCAGUAAGAAAUAACCACAGCCAACCUACACUGUGUACUGGGAAGGGCCCCCCUAAACCAGAUGCCCCCGAGAGCCUGGUGUCUGCUGUAAAUGAAGGCAAACAAGCUGCCAAUUGUCAGCUUGUAGAAGGCACGGACCAUCCUGAAGGCGCGCCAUUAUCUGCAGAUGAGUGUUGUCAGGAUAUUUCAAUGGGAAAUCAAGACUCUGUAAUACAGAAGCCUAAUUUAGAGCACUGCCAUUGCCAGGAAAAUAGUCCUCCAGCAUCUGUUCUUCCUCACAGAUCUAAUUCAGAAGAAGAUUUCACAGACGUAAUAAAUGAAAGAAAGGCAUUAAAUGUUGACAGCACAGGGUCAGGGGAUGCGCUCCUUUCAGAUCUUUCCAGCGAACAGAAGUCCGACUGUAAAAAUAUCUGUGACUCUGAGAACUCAAAAUGCGCUGACAGUUCAAGCGAAAGCGAGUUGUGUUCUGUAAAAGAAGUUGAAAGAGUUCCAAAACAACAGGAGAGAGAAAAUAUGGCAUCUCUGGGAUUAUCUCAGACAGCUAGCACAAGUAUGCAGAGGCAUAAUAACACCGAAUCGUGUUUACAAGGUGUGUCUGCUGGUCGGCAACGUACACCAAAUAGCACUGAGCAUUUUGUGAACUCGCAAGGUCAAAUCUCUGGUUAUCAGCGAGAUAUGGACAUUGAAGAGGUAAUUGAUAACCAUGACCACUCUGAUACGCAUUAUAUAGCUCAAUGGAAUAAUCACUCAAGCAUGUUACAUGAACGCGAGAGUCCAGAAUCUGAGAGUGGCAGUGCCAGUACCUCCUCUGAUGACAUCAAGCCAAGGUCUGAAGAUUAUGACGCCGGUGGUUCCCAAGAUGAUGAUGGCUCAAACGAAAGAGGAAUCUCUAAGUGUAGCACAAUGCGGUGUCACGAUUUUCUCGGGCGGAGCAGUAGUGAUACCAGUACCCCUGAAGAACUGAAGGGUUAUGACGGCAGUUUAAGAGUUGAUGUGAAAAUGAAAAAAGACUGCACCGACUUAUUCCGCGUCAACUCCACUAGUGACGAUGAAGGACCCAGAAAAAGAACUGAACCAUGGUUGCAAAGGGACGGCCCAAGGCACAGUGCAAAUCACGCGGCCGUUUGCAGCAGUGUGCAGUUUUCUCAGGAGAUUGAACAUCUUUCCUCGUCGGCUGAUGAGACGGAAGAUGAGCGAUCAGAGGCAGAAAACGCAGCACUCCAAGGUCCACCGGAGAGUGCAGUACAGCCUUUUCAAGGCAUCGUAAAUUUAGCUUUCGAUGAUAUGGCCGAAAUAGACAGUGAAAGUCAAAGGGGGCCUGGUAACCAAACUUUUACGAGAUCUGUCCUCCUCUCAGUAGAUGAGUGCGAAGAACUUGGAUCUGAUGAAGGGGACAAUCACCCUUCACAUGCACGAAAAGCUUCAUCAAUAUCUCCUUCUGAUGUGUUUGAGAAAAACUCUGUGGAUGGACCUUCCAAGAAAGAAAAUGGCAGACAGACAAAGAAGCGUUUGGCUACAAAUCGUGAGAUUUUGGAUGAAAAUUUAGCUAGUGGACAAGAAACUGCAGAAUCCACCACAUGUAAGGACUUCUACAAACCAACGGAAAGUGAACUUAAGUCACAGGCUCGGCCAUGCCAUUUAGAUCUGUACACAGAAAUGCCUGCUGAUGCACAAAGGUUUUGCUGUACAAAAUCUUCUAAUGCUUGUAAGAGUCAGUUUCUUGACUACCAAGGCAGAGACAACCAUGCACCUUCCACUGAAAGCUCCAACACUGCUUUAUCUGCAGAUGCAGUUGAGUUUCCUUUCCCGGUCAGUGGUGGUGGUUGACAAAAAACGGGAGGGGAACUGGGAUGAGGGUCCCAUAUGGCAGACCAAAAAGGUUGAACAAUCGGAAGGCCAUUCUGUCCAGGAAGGAGUGGGUGUGCCAAAAAAACUGCCUGAAGACCACCCGCAUCUGUACCAAGGGGCACCUCUCCUGUUUUGUUUGUUGUUUGUUUAGUGCCCUUUUAAAAUAGUUUUUAUAGAUGUUUGCACAUUUUAAUUUCCCAUCCCUUAUCACUAAAUAUGAAAAAAAAAUCAGUUUUUUGCAAGAUGUUUCUGCCUGGAGAUUUCUAAUUGCCAAAGGCUCGUGUUGUGAUCUGAAUGCUCUUCAUUACAGUUUGCCUGGAGAUUUCUAAUUGCCAAAGGCUCGUGUUGUGAUCUGAAUGCUCUUCAUUACAGUUAAAGGGGUUGUCCGGACUACAGAUAUUGAUGACCUAUUCUCAGGGGAGGUCAUCAAUAUCAGAUCUGUGGGGGUCCAACACCUGGCAUUCCCAUUUUGGGCAGUCGUGGUGCUGAAACCUGCACACUGUAUGGAGCAGAAGCUGAAGGCCCUCAUACUUCACUGUGUGUAUAUGGGUAGUAUCUUGCCCUGGCGUAAGGCUGCAUUACCCCUGCACAUCCACUACACCAUGUAUAGUACAGUAUAGUUUCCAGCAGCAUGGACCAGUGUUGGACCCCCGCCAAUCUACUAUUGAUGACCUAUCCUGAGGAUCUCUGUAGCCCGGACAACUCCUUUAAUGUCACCUAUGUACCCAAACUGGAGCUAGUUCGUUUUCCCUUAUGUAUUGUCGCCAUUGUUCCCGGUAGUGGAGGUGUCCAUUAUAAUGUAUAUGUCAGCGAGCCUCAGUAUAGGAAUGUGAUGUCGUGUAUUGCUUUGUCUUUUCUCAAAUAACCCAUUUUCUGUAUCAGAAACGUGCUUGCUGCUAGGGUUAUCUCGCUGCUUCUUGUUAACUUCUAAACAGUAGAUUUUUUUU
This is a messenger RNA of Bufo bufo (common toad), 5772 nucleotides long. It is a transcript of the gene BTBD8, whose product is annotated as BTB domain containing 8. Gene Ontology annotation, molecular function: protein binding. The record is from RefSeq and is a predicted model, not a curated record. Bases 248 to 4804 code for a protein of 1518 amino acids. The transcript is spliced from 18 exons. Lineage: Eukaryota; Metazoa; Chordata; Amphibia; Anura; Bufonidae.